Molecule: messenger RNA, 1171 nt
Organism: Vespula pensylvanica (western yellowjacket)
Lineage: Eukaryota; Metazoa; Arthropoda; Insecta; Hymenoptera; Vespidae
Exons: 4
Coding region: 65-688 (207 amino acids)
Source: RefSeq, a predicted model, not a curated record
AAUUGAAGUAACAAUCGAAGAAGUUUCAUCUGUUAUUCUGGUUAUUAAUUUGUACAAAUGACAAAUGAACUCGUAUGAAUCUAUAUCAUCAAAAACAAAGGCUUCUACCAUGGAUCCGGAAAAAUUAAAUUCCAUCUGUUCAAGGAUCAUAUGUUCUCCCGCCAUUACUCGACAAAAUUUAUCUCAUAAAUCUUUGAUACAACCAAUGUUAGAAAACAAAAAUGAUGAAGAUGACACUCAUUUUUUUGAAACUUUAAAGAAUAAAAUUAAAACUAGUCCGUUAAAAUGUUUAAAAUCUAAAUACGUAUUUAAAAAGCCAUAUGGAACAAGAAAAAGGAAGCAUAAAUUUAAUGAAGAAAGUAAAGAUGCAAUAAAACGUUUUAAAGAAGAUAUGGAAAAUAAAAAUCAAGUAGAAGUUGAUGCUAUUAAUCUUCAUCCGGAAACAGAAGAACUUCAUUCUGAAACAAAAGAAAUAUGUAAAGAUAAUUCGAUAUCGUCUAAUUAUAAAAACGAUGUCUUAAAAUCUAUAGAUACGAACGUGGAUAAUAAUGAAUCUUACGCGUUAAAAAGAGAUUUUACUUUGAUCUUUCAAUCGGGUACAGCAUUUGAUAAUGACGAAAAUCAUGAAUCUAGGUUCGUUGAACGUACCGAUGUAAAUAAUACUGACAAUAAUAAUAUAUUUUUAUAAAUGAAUAGCGUGUAUAUCUGUAAUAAUGUUGUUUAAACGUUUUAUUCGAAUAAACAAGUUUAUUUUAGAAUAAAACUUACGUAUGUUAGUUCUUGUUACAAUAAAAAUUAGUUAAACAUCACAUAUUUAUAUAUAUGUAAUCGCACAUGGAAUAUAAAAUAAUUUUAACUUGAUAUAUAAGAAAAUUCUAUGCUCCAAGUCGUUCUUAAUCGGCAAUGUAAACAACAAUGAACACGCGACUACGUUCGAUAUUAUUCUUUUGUACUUCGACGAGUAAAUAUUAUAGCUUUCUUUGUCCUAAACAGUCUGAAGGUAGACACCAAACAAAUGCCAUUGUAAUCGUCGAAAUUCCAAUUCAUUUAUUUUAAUAAUUAUUUAUUUCAAUUAUUUUAUGCUUUUUAAAGGAAUUACUUAUAAUACGUAUACGUAUAUAUGCUAUUAUUACAUAAUUUAAUUUAUUAAUAAUCGUAUUAAGAAAAAUUA